Molecule: messenger RNA, 570 nt
Organism: Python bivittatus (Burmese python)
Lineage: Eukaryota; Metazoa; Chordata; Lepidosauria; Squamata; Pythonidae
Product: olfactory receptor 10A4-like
Biological process (GO): G protein-coupled receptor signaling pathway
Cellular component (GO): membrane
Molecular function (GO): G protein-coupled receptor activity; olfactory receptor activity
Source: RefSeq, a predicted model, not a curated record
AUGGCGUAUGACCGCUAUGUUGCCAUUUGCAAUCCUUUACGUUAUCCAGAAAUUAUGGACAGAAAAGUGUGCUUCCAAUUAGCUGCUGCAUCAUGGUUCUCCGGUUUCCCAGUUGCUACUGUCUCUACUAUAUGGAUUUUCAGCCUGCCAUUUUGUGGGCCUAACACAGUUAAUCAUUUCUUUUGUGAUAGUCCCCCAGUGCUGGAGUUGGCCUGUGCUGACACCUACAUGUUUGAAAUUGAAGCUCUCACAGCUACUGUGCUCUCAUUGUUCCCUUUCAUCUUGAUUUUGCUCACCUAUGUCCACAUCGUCAUUACCAUCUUAAGAAUGCCCUCAGCACAGGGGAGACAAAAAGCCUUUUCAACAUGUUCAUCUCAUCUUCUGGUAGUUACCUUAUUUUAUGGCACAGCCAUAUCUACCUACUUCAACCCUAGGUCCAAGUACUCGCCAGAUACAAAGAAGAUCCUCUCCCUCUCUUACACAGUCAUCACACCCAUGUUAAACCCUUUUAUCUAUAGUCUAAGAAACAAGGAGGUCAAACAGGCAAUGAAAAGAACACUAUGCUGGUAA